Molecule: messenger RNA, 699 nt
Organism: Oikopleura dioica
Lineage: Eukaryota; Metazoa; Chordata; Appendicularia; Copelata; Oikopleuridae
Source: the annotation of a GenBank genome assembly
AUGAGCACUCAAUAUUUGAAACUCGAUGGCUACAAAGACUACCCAAGAUUCCAGAUCAAAUUCGUGAAGAGAGGAAGCGACUACUACGACUUUGAGCUCUCCUGCAAAUGCAAAAUCCAAGUGCCAGACAUCCGUAUUAGAGACCGAUUUUGUAUGGGGACACUAAUGGAUGACAUUUACUGCGUUUUCAUGGACACGAUUGCAGCUGUCUACAAGGGAACCCUUGUUACGAAAGAGGAAUCUCUCUGGAACGACCCGGAUUUUAGACCAGCAAGGCAUCUUUUCUGCAGCAAGGAUAAGAAGCUAACUGACCAUGUCGGAACUUUCAUCAAACGCAGGCGACGAAUGCUGAUCAAGAAACAGGGGCCUGUUGAAGGAAGAAAUUGCUCUUGCUGUCUCUUUGGGAACGAUCACAUGCAAGCGAAGAUGCACACGCAUCUUUUCAUGAACACUGUAUUCGAACCUACUCCUCAAUCAUCACCUGACAGAUCCAACGAAUUCAAGAGACUUCCAAAGUCUGUAAAGAAAGUGGUCUUAUGUGCGCCAAAACUAGACACACCAGAGGAAAAGAAGGUGGAGGAUACUGCAAUCAACAAGGACCAGCAAGUCAAGCGCGAGAAGAAAUUCGUCAAGAAAAAACCAAAUCAAGGAAAAGCACCAAACAACAUCCGCAAGACAAAGAAACCACCGCGCUUGUAA